GAGGCCGUGCCACUCCAUCCCCGAUCCAAUAACGACCUCCUCGCCGGCCGGAGCGCCGCCGCCGCGCCAUGGACCCGGAAGCGGUGCGGCGGACCCUCGAGCCCACGGCCUCCCCCGCGGACAUCUUGGGCUCCACCCGUUACUACGCCUUCGUCAUGAGCGGCGUCCGCCUCGACUCCGCCGAGCACGGCCGCGUCCUCUGCUCCUUCGUCGUCACCCCCCGCCACGCCAACUCCCAAGGGUACCUCCUCAGCGGCGUCACGGCAACGCUCGCCGACCAGUUGGGGGCGGCCGUGUUCUACGCCAGCGGGAUCGACUCGAGCGGGGUCUCCCUCGAGAUCAACUUGUCCUUCGUCGACACGGCCACCGUCGGGGAAGAAAUAGAGGUUGAGGGGAAGCUGUUGCGUGCUGGAAAAUCAAUCGGUAUUGUCUCUGUUGAUUUCAGGAAGAAAAGGACCGGCAAAUUGAUGGCUCAGGCCCGUCAUACAACAUAUCUUGCUGUAUCUAGCAAAUUGUGAGGAUUUACCUCAGUUCUAAGAUGACACCAUUGUUAUGUCCAGCUCUUUUUACCCUGUAUGCAUAGACAACACCUCCACGAUGUAGUGCUACAUUUUUUAAGAAAGGCAUGUUAUACCUAUCUGAAAAUCUAGAAUACACACUGCUCUGCUCAUUUCAA
Messenger RNA from Lolium rigidum, 676 nucleotides. Its product is annotated as acyl-coenzyme A thioesterase 13-like. Bases 69 to 518 code for a protein of 149 amino acids. Gene Ontology annotation, molecular function: fatty acyl-CoA hydrolase activity. The record is from RefSeq and is a predicted model, not a curated record. Lineage: Eukaryota; Viridiplantae; Streptophyta; Magnoliopsida; Poales; Poaceae. The transcript has 3 exons.